Messenger RNA from Paramuricea clavata, 2312 nucleotides. Lineage: Eukaryota; Metazoa; Cnidaria; Anthozoa; Malacalcyonacea; Plexauridae. The record is from the annotation of a GenBank genome assembly.
AUGUUUAAUGUUUACAAUGUUCUUGUACGGGAAGACGAAGAAAAAGAGAAGUAUAAUAUCGGAAAUUUGAUUCAGUUUGACAAGAAAGUCGUCAAGAAUGGCGUAAGAGUUGAGCCAUUUAAAUUUUGGUUUGGUGAGCAAAAUCAAUUUGCUGUUUAUAUUAAUAAUAUUGUAUUCUUUAAAAUUACUUGUUGAUUAUUAAAUAGCCUUUAUAAAACUAGACGUUACUGUCGCAAAGAAAGUGCUGCCUCACUCCAGGAAUCAAAGGCAUGGACGAAAUUAACCGCAUGCGAAUUUUCACAUGACAGCUCUUUGUUUUUAUUGUAGACUGUGCAAGUUCGGUAGUAUGGAAACCACAGUUGAGGGCUCCCGUGUUAUCCGAAGGUACGAUAUCUCCCAACCUCGAGGGAGUGAUCACACCCAAUGAAAGAAACACCAAUCUUGAUCAGAAAAUAAGAAAUCAAUCAUCAAGCAUUUUAGAAAAGACUGAGAAAGAUAUACCAAGCAUAUCACCACUUUUGAAAAAGUAUCUGAAGAAAGAUACCCUUAAUUAUUAUGAUGCAAAACCUUCAUCAACCAAAGUUAAGGUACAAACUUAUUUUUACCCACUUAUUUUUUUACUUGUCUAACACCAGGCGAUUUUACUCGUCAAUGGGGAAGUUUCUGCGGCUUAAUGGGUUAACCAAAAAAUCUGACAAUGUUUCUAGUGAACCUAUUGAGCUGCAAUGCACCCCAGUGCGCCCUACUUAUUUUUUUUACUUGUCUAACGCCAGACGAUUAUUUCAUGUUAAUGGGUUAACAUGAAAUAAUAUUUUAGAUAAUUUUGUUCCAAUGUUUCCAACAUUGAGCGGCAUUAUUAUAUUUGAAUCCAAUUCUAUAUUUCUCUUCUUUAUGUGAAAAGUUAAUUUUAACCUGCUUUUUAACUUUUUUUAGUGGCACUCGUCAUGUACCAAUGCAAGGAAGAUGUUGAGAAAGGGUACUAACCCUAACCUUAGUGAAAAAGAACCACGUAUGGUUAAAAAGUUGAAAGAAAGGGCAAGUUGCUUUGUUAAUUCAAACUGUCGUGGGAAGUGGGUUAUCCUUGAAUCGUCCCUGAUAAAUGGUGAGCUCUUUUCGGUAAUAUGAUACAUUUUAAGUUUAACCCAUUAAGCUGCAGGUUUCCCCAUUGACAAGUAAAAUCGUCUGGCGUUAGACAAGUAAAAAAAAAACUAGAGCACACUGGGGCGCAUUGCGGCUGAAUGGGUUAACUAGAGAAAUUGUCAGAUUUUUUGGUUAACCCAUUAAGCUGCAGAGCUUCCCCAUUGACGAGUAAAAUCGUCUGGUGUUAUAUAGACAAGUAAAAAAAAAGUAGGGCGCACUGGGACGCAUUGCAGCUCAAUGGGUUAAAGAUGGACAGAAACCUUAACAGAUUUUACAAUCCAAUUCUUAUAGGCCUUUGAGGGUUAAAUUAAUGCCUAAGAGUUGUGUUAGUUUCAUAGACAGAUUUGAAGACACACCGAUUGCAUCAACUGACCAACUGAUUUCUAUUUUCAAUCUUGAAUUUAAUCCAGGUUGUAAUUUGGAAGAUCUUUGGACAAAACUUUCAGAUAAAUUGCGUCAAGGUUUAUUUCAAAAUUGCAACAUAACAUUUCAGGUAAAUAUCUGCAUUUGACAACUGAUGCAUUGAGCAAAAUUGUCUGGCAUUAGACAGAGUAAAAUAAUAAAUGCAAUCCCAAUGUGCUCUACUUUAUUAUUUCACUCUGUCUAACUCCAGAUGAUUUUACUUGUCAAGGGCAGAGUGCUGCCACUCAAUGGGUUAAUGGGUUACUUUUUCUUUGUCUAGACUGAUCCUGAUCGUAUUUUGAUCUACACAAACUUUCUUUCUAGCACAUUGGUAAGAAUUUGGUAUAGUAGCUAACAGUCUUGUGACAUGAUUGCAUACACUUUACAUAAUAUGUGAUUGUCUCCAUUUUUCAUCACUUUUGAAAAGACUAAAUUUUUUACGUGAAUGCAUUUUGUGAAAGGGUACAUAGGUGGCCCUCUUUUUUACUGGGAGCUUUGAAGUUUCUGUCACCGGCAAUGUGCCAUAUAGCCCCCAUUGUACCCUCAACAUCCCUAAAACAUCCCUUAAUUUAUUCUAUGUUAGGUUCCAAAAGUAUUUACUUCAAUUAGAGAAAUGGUCGGCAAAAUGAGCUAUGUUGUUUAUCCGUAUGGCCAAGUUUUGUGUUGGAAUGGUGGCGAUGUUAUAAUCAUGUAAAUAUUGUUGGUAUUCGUUUGUUAUUCUGUUUGGUUUCAGUUCUGUUUUCUUGGUGUUAUUCAUCUGUGGUACAUAG